This is a messenger RNA of Megalopta genalis, 1733 nucleotides long. RefSeq names its product dipeptidase 1. Lineage: Eukaryota; Metazoa; Arthropoda; Insecta; Hymenoptera; Halictidae. Gene Ontology annotation, molecular function: metallodipeptidase activity. The record is from RefSeq and is a predicted model, not a curated record. Gene Ontology annotation, biological process: proteolysis.
UGCGCUCAUGUCCAACGAAACGAGACGCUCCCUUCAGUAUUUACUGGUCCCAAGGAACGGUUUUCGCCAAAGUAACAUUGAGUUGCCAAAAAUAAGGAAAUAUGUUUGAACUGUAUGGAGUUAAUAAGGAUGGUAUGGUUUACCGGCCACCACCUCCGAGAAGAAAAGAAGUCGAUAUACUAGAGACUUGCCUGCAGCUAUCGUCGCCGGAGUUGAUGAGGAAAUUGCCUAACGGUGAUGCGCUGCAUCAUGCAAAGGAUCCGGGUGUCUCCACUUCCUUGGACAAAGACAAAGAUCCGCCGAGAGAACGUGGACAGAGUAUGCUGAGGAGAUGGAUAGUGAUGGCAGGUUUUUUCUUCCUCGGAUGCGCCCUGGUUGCUGGUGUAGGAUUACCGUUAGCUUUGGAACUACGAAGUUCACACCUAUUGGAAGCUAGACUUCAAGUGGUGCGACGAAUGCUUUCCGAAAUUCCUCUGGUUGACGGGCACAAUGAUUUCGCAUGGAAUCUUCGGAAGCAUCAAGGAAGCAUGAAGUUGCAAGACUUUCCGUUCAACGAGGAUUUGUCGCGAAACGAAAGCUGGGGUUCUCAGUGGCAGACGGAUCUGGUGCGAUUGCGCGAAGGUAUCGUCGGUGGUCAAUUUUGGUCGGUUUAUGUACCCUGCGAGGCACAAUUCCUUGACGCUGUUCAACUCACCUUGGAGCAAAUCGACGCGGUACGUAGAUUGGCGGCCAGGUAUCCCCGACGAAUGAGGCUGGUUACGAGCAGCAAAGAGUUGGAGAAAGCUCACAAGGACGGUGUGAUGGGGAGCUUGGUAGGAAUCGAGGGUGGCCACAGUAUUGGCACCUCAAUGGCGGUAUUAAGGAGUUUUCAGCGACUCGGGGCAAGGUAUAUGACUUUAACGCACAAGUGCAACACACCUUGGGCGGAUUCGUGUACGGUAGAGGAACCUAGUUCCAUAGCGCCGAUGGAUUUUCACAGUAACGGACUGUCAUUGUUCGGCAAGGCGGUCGUGAAGGAAUUGAAUCGUUUAGGAAUGCUGGUGGAUCUGUCCCAUGUCUCGAUCAGAACCAUGAGGGACGCCUUGAUGAUAACGAAGGCGCCGGUGAUAUUUUCUCACAGUGCUGCUAAAGCGCUUUGUAAUUCAUCCAGCAACGUUCCGGAUGAUGUGCUCCGUAACUUGUCGGUGAACGGCGGCCUGGUUAUGGUCAGCUUCGACAGCGCGCAUUUAAGCUGCGGUGAUAAGGCCACCAUGUACGACGUGAUAGCUCACAUCAAUCAUAUCCGGCGAAUCGCUGGCGUGAACCACGUGGGUCUGGGGGCCGGUUACGACGGUAUAUUAAGUCCGCCGAUCGAACUGCCGGACGUUUCCGGUUAUCCUCUGUUGCUGGCUGAAUUAACGCGGGAUCGAAGAUGGUCAGCGUCGGACAUCAAGAAAUUCGUCGGCGGAAAUCUUUUAAGGGUGUUGAAGGAAGCAGAAAGCUACGCUGCCACAGUGUCGCAUCAAUCUCCGAUCGAGGAACUGAUCCCCGAGAAGCUGAUCAAGGACUCCGCCUAUUGUAGAUACCACGUGGACGACGCGUGAAGCCGAUUAUCUCGGAUCCAGGCUCGAUACGACGCCCUAGCCGGGUGCUUUUGUACUGGUAAUGUGCUCGAAUCGUAUACUUUGUACCAUUUCAUCUUUGUACCUGGACUACUAUAUUUUACAUUUUUAAUAAAGUAGUCGCGAAUUUUC